Messenger RNA from Populus nigra (black poplar), 1670 nucleotides. RefSeq lists its product as uncharacterized. The transcript has 8 exons. The record is from RefSeq and is a predicted model, not a curated record. Lineage: Eukaryota; Viridiplantae; Streptophyta; Magnoliopsida; Malpighiales; Salicaceae. Bases 285 to 1595 code for a protein of 436 amino acids.
UCCACGAAGCGGUUCUUUGGCUAUAGAAAUUUGGUUUUCUUUCUCUCUUAAACCCUGGACGGAGGCUGAUUAAUGAAGUGAAGAUCACGGGUAACUAUCAUCUCCCUCCCUCUCUUUGCACUGCAGGACAGUCUCCACUCUCCAGGCUGCGCUAACAUCGUCUCUCUCGAAGCACGCACCGAUCGAGCAACCCCUUAUUUUUUCGGGCCAUAGGCUGACAGAUUUUAAACCUCAGAUCCCGGACACAAGCUAUCAGGUAGAUAUCCCGGUCACAAGCUAGAGGAAUGGAUAAUCAGACAAAACCCAAUAGUGGCGGAAGUAUAAUGAUCUCCGCCUCCGAACUUCGCAGACGUGCAGUUCGGAGAAACGUAUUGGUGAAGAGUUUGUUACCCCAAACUCCUCGUGUGCCACACGAUGAAAUUGCAUUAGAGGACCAAUCUGAAGUGAAAAUUGAGCCAAAAUCAGGGCGAUAUAAAUAUAAUACGAGGGGGACACCAUCCAGGGACACCUCGGACCACAGGGCUCCUCAUGUGCCAUCUGAUAAAAUUUGCUUGGAGACUCAAAACCGAUCUGAAGUGAAAGUUGAGCCAAAGUCGAGGCGAUAUAAAUAUAGUGAUAGGGGGGCACCACCCAAGCUCACCGCGAACCACAAGGUUCCUCAUGUGCUACCAAAUGAAAUUGGCUUGGAGGCUCAGAACCGAUUUGAAGUGAAAGUUGAGCUAAAGUCGGGGCGAUAUCAACAUUAUGAUAGGGGGGCACCACCCGGGCUCGGCACGAACCACAAGUCUCCUUAUGUGCCACCCGAUAAAAUUGGCUUGGAGGCUCAGAACCGAGUGAAAGUUCAACCAAAAUCAGGACGAUAUAAAUAUAGUGUGAGGGGGGCACCACCCAAGGACACCUUGGAUCACAAGCCUCCUCAUGUGUCACCCGAUGAAAUUGACUUGGAGGCUCAGAACCAAUCUGAAGUAAAAGUUGAGCCACAAAGGAAAAUUGCAUUGCAGGUUCAAAACAAAUCUGAAGUGAAGGUUGAGCCAAAGCCGAGACCAUAUAAAUCUAGUGCGAGCUGGCCACUCAGGCACACCUCGGACCAUAAGACUCCUCAUGUGCCACACAAUGAAAUUGCAUUAGAGCCUCAAAACCGAUCUCAAGUGAAGGUUGAGCCACCAAAGCAAGUUCAGAACCUAUCUAAAGUGAAAGCUGUGUCAAAGUUGCGGUUAUCUGCUCAAGAUCAAAUCAAUGAGAAAACAACAGAGUGGGCUUUGUUAAUCACCAGCGUACUUCUAGAGGCCAUGUCUGCAGUUUUUGAUCAGGUGGGGCAGGCGUUGACGGGUAUGGUGAUAGCAUUCCUCGCUUUGUUUUUUUCCAGCCUUGAUCUCAUUUGCAAGGCUCGAAAGGAAGGAGUUAAGAGGACCCAACCCUUUGGUGGUCUCCUGGAGUAUUUUGGACUAGCUGCUGCUGUCUGGCAAUGCUUUUACUCCACCAUGGAGUAUCUUUAUACUCGGAAGAAUCAACAGAAUCCAAUAAAGAUGUGUUUGUUACCUUUUAUAUUUGCGUUGUGCGUGCUGAUUUUUAGGUUAAUCAAGUGCCGCACAUGAACCAUUGUGUAGUAGAGUAAUUGUACAAAGAUUUUCUCUGUUUUUAAAUGGAUUGAUUAACAUUAUUUGUGUGCU